CGGAGGUGCAAACUGGUUUUUGAAUCACAGCAUCGCUCACAAUUCGUUUGUGGAUUAUUGUUUUCUUCCUCAUCGACGAAAAGAGUGAAAUGGAGGAGUCCAGCUCUCAGAAGUUGGUGUGGGAUGGGGACGCCAAAGCGGUCCAGCAGUGUCUGACGGACAUCUUCACAAGCGUCUACACGACGUGUGACAUCCCGGAAAACGCCAUUUUCGGGCCUUGUGUGUUGAGCCACACGUCGCUGUAUGACAGCAUCGCUUUCAUAGCUCUGAAAUCCACCGACAAACGCACAGCACCUUAUAUCUUCAGGGUGGACACCUCAGCGGCCAACAGCACUUCAGAGGGCUUGAUGUGGCUGCGGUUGGUCCAGUCGGCCCGGGACAAGGAGGAACAGAACCUGGAGGCCUACGUGAAGAACGGCCAGCUGCUGUACCGUUCGCUCCGCCGGAUCGAGAAGGACGAGGAGCUGCUGGUCUGGUACGGCAAAGACCUCAUCGACCUGCUGCUGCUCAGCUCCAGCAGAGCGCCCGCCAAGAGCAAAGGUUCGUCUCACUACUCAUGUCCAGACUGCAGCCAGCGGUUCCAGUUUGAGUUCCCGUUCUUGGCCCAUCUCCGGUUCCGUUGCACCAAAAGAUUGCAGAGCAUCACAGGGGUCGACGAGGAGCCCAGCAAAGAGAGCAGCGCCGAGCGACCAAAAACAACCCCGACCAGGACCAGUCCAAAGCUGGGCCGUUCCGAGGGCUUCAGCAGCCCUCAGGACAGCAACAAACCCUCCACAGACUUUCACAACCUGGCCAGGGAUCUAGAGAACAACCGGACCAGCCCGCCCAGCGACAAGGAGGCUGAGAUCUGCAGCGAGAGCUCGGGGAAGAGGAAGUUCUCGGAGAUAGAGGACAGGGAGCGCCGAGGGCCCAGCCUUCCACAGUCCAAGUCUAAAGACGAGCUAGCGACGUCUGCACAGAACUACAGAGGGGCGUACGGCCUGGAGGAGAACCACAAGUCCUUCUCCCCGCCGGGCUCCACAGAACUUGGUCAGGGCAAGCGCAGCGCAUUCACCGAGGUCAAGAAGUCUUCGCAGAACCUCAAACACCACAGCGGCAACAAAAACCUCCAAAGCUCCAACUCUGAAAACAAAGAUGGCGGUCGUCCAAGCAGCAAUCCAUCAGAGAAGCACCUCAACAUCAGGCAGGUGCUGACGGAGACCCAGCCACCCCAAAGCUCACCCAUGGGCAGCGCUUUCAGCUCAGUUACCCAGCAAGGCGGCGGCAGCGGUGGAGAGAGGAAGAGCGCUUUCAGCCAGCCGUCUCGCUCCUCUUUCUCCCAGAUCUCGCCGCUGGUGAUGCCGGCCAAGCUGCUGGACUGCCACCCAGCGGUGGGCGACACCAUCUCCUCCAACAGACUCUACCAGGCCGACCACCUUGCCGCCAAACUGCAGGGCGCAGAACUGGGCGCCAACUGCCCCGUGCCGGGCGGCAUGGCCAAACAGAACCCCUUUGUCUACGCCACCACCUUCUGGCCCAAGAACUCCGGGGCUAUUCAGCUUCAGAUGCCCUCGGCGCUCACCCUCCUGCCGCCCUCCUUCACCUCCCUCUGCCUGCCGGCGCAGAACUGGUGCGCCAAAUGUAACGCCUCCUUCCGCAUGACCUCGGACUUGGUUUACCACAUGCGAUCCCACCACAAAAAGGAGUACGCCAUGGAGCCACUGGUCAAGCGGCGGCGCGAGGAGAAACUCAAGUGCCCCAUUUGCAACGAGUCCUUCCGGGAGCGGCAUCACCUGUCACGUCAUAUGACGUCCCAUAACUGACUUUUAAAGACUAACGAGGGAGGGACUGUUUCCCAUCAAGGAGGGACUGUGACCCUGCCCGGAUUUAAGCAGUCCGACUGGAGAUAGGCCACUUCAAAAUACAAAAACACCCCUUGCACUUGUUUUCACUUUGGACUAUGAUCUUCUAAUUCCUGUUCGGUCUGUUUACUUUUUCUCCCCUGUACAAAAUGUCAUGUUUUGGGUGUAUGCAAAUGCGUUUUGACUUCAGAAAAUUGAUCUAUGUGUGAAGCACUUAAAAGUUUGAGAAUAAGGGAAGAUUUAAAUAUGUGUAAAUGUACAGUAAGUUGUAUUUUAUAUCAUAUAAAUGCAAAUAUAGAGAAGAAAUACAAAUGUAGUCACACGUCAUGGUUUACAACGCAGCAAAGUUUUUUCAUGUCGACGA
This is a messenger RNA of Perca flavescens (yellow perch), 2205 nucleotides long. RefSeq names its product PR domain containing 8b (gene prdm8b). The transcript has 4 exons. Gene Ontology annotation, biological process: regulation of DNA-templated transcription; oligodendrocyte development. Gene Ontology annotation, molecular function: protein binding. The record is from RefSeq and is a predicted model, not a curated record. The coding region runs from base 90 to 1802 and encodes 570 amino acids. Lineage: Eukaryota; Metazoa; Chordata; Actinopteri; Perciformes; Percidae. Gene Ontology annotation, cellular component: nucleus.